Paramisgurnus dabryanus is the source of this 663-nucleotide messenger RNA. It is a transcript of the gene eif4ebp3, whose product is annotated as eukaryotic translation initiation factor 4E binding protein 3. Gene Ontology annotation, molecular function: eukaryotic initiation factor 4E binding. Gene Ontology annotation, cellular component: cytoplasm. Gene Ontology annotation, biological process: negative regulation of translational initiation. The record is from RefSeq and is a predicted model, not a curated record. Lineage: Eukaryota; Metazoa; Chordata; Actinopteri; Cypriniformes; Cobitidae.
GCUCAAAUUAACGCGCAGUCGCGCAGUGCUUUUAACAUCUCCUGCAGGACGUUCUCAAUCAAAGCUUUGAUUUUUAAGUUUAAACUUCAUCAGAAAUCAUGUCAACCAACUGCAAAGCUUCGUCCACCUGUCCCAUUCCAAACCGCUCUGUUAUUGAGAAAAGCUGGUCUCCGUUACCGGACAUCUACAGUCAAACUCCAGGCGGAACUGUGUUUUCAACAACUCCCGGUGGGACUCGGAUUAUCUAUGAUCGGAAGUUUCUUUUGGAAUGCCGAAACUCACCAAUUGCACGCACCCCACCCUGCUGCCUCCCCCACAUUCCGGGGGUCACCAUACACUCGGUGCAACCCACAGAGCAGGAAGAUGACAACAAAGUUGUCCCUGUUGAUGACAGCCAGUUUGAGAUGGAUAUUUAAUGUCUCAAGUCCUGUGGCAAAGUGGACUGUUUCAGCCUUUUCCACCCGUGGAUUCAGGUUUUGAUCUGAGAAAAAAAAUCCACACCAGCUGUGGAUUCCUUUGUUAAAUCUCUAAACUUUUUUCUUUACCUUAAAUAACAAAGCCCUCAGAUCAAGUAGUUCGCUGCUGUGAGGAUUGACUGUUUUGAGUUUGGUGAAAAUUCAGAUGAAAACAUCUCAAAUUGCAGCUUCUGCUGUUUUAACAAUA